This is a messenger RNA of Brienomyrus brachyistius, 3110 nucleotides long. RefSeq lists its product as uncharacterized. Gene Ontology annotation, cellular component: external side of plasma membrane. Gene Ontology annotation, molecular function: protein binding. The record is from RefSeq and is a predicted model, not a curated record. The coding region runs from base 144 to 2492 and encodes 782 amino acids. Lineage: Eukaryota; Metazoa; Chordata; Actinopteri; Osteoglossiformes; Mormyridae. The transcript is spliced from 21 exons. Gene Ontology annotation, biological process: negative regulation of T cell proliferation; positive regulation of T cell proliferation; cellular response to lipopolysaccharide.
AUGGCCAGAAAAUGGCAUUUCGUGUAGGACGAUAACUGGGUUAAUAAAUGCGCAUAUAGACUGUUUGUAAAAACGAAAAUAUACAGCAAAAUUUGGUCUUACCUUGCAUAGAAACAGUUCUUUGUACAAGACUAUAGGUGGCUAUGCAGAUCCAUACUUUCAGCGCUAUUUUGAUCGUGUUGAAGUUUGUCAUUAACUCUGAUGGUUUCCUGCUACACGGCUCUGCUGGUCCUCUAACAGCCCGGCUGGGAGGAGCUGUACUGCUGCCCUGCUUUGUGGACAGACCCCUGCCUUUGGAGGAGCUGGAGGUGGACUGGAGAAGGACUGAUUCAGACACCAUCGUGCACCUAUUCCAGGGGGGUCAGAGCAGACCUGAAUCACAGGGGGACGCCUACAGGGGCAGAGCCCACUUCUUCUCUCAGGAAAUCCCCAAAGGCAACUUCUCUCUGCUGCUUGAGGAAGUGAGAACUGCUGAUGCAGGAGUGUACAAGUGUGUGGUUUAUACAGAGCAGGAGAACCAUGAAACACGGGUGGAAAUACAGGAAGUAGAGCGGCUGGUGGUGACGGGUGCAGAUGAGCCUGUCUAUGCACAUACUGGAGAGGAUGUGACUCUCAGCUGCUCUGUGGACACCCAUGUUAAUGUGACAGAGCUUCAGGUGGAAUGGAAAAAGACAGACGAUGACGGUGACAUCUUGGUGCUUCUGUAUGCUGAUGGAGAGAACAGACCAGAGUCUCAGGAUGGGAGAUACUCUGGAAGAGCUGAAUUCCUCACAGAGGAAAUUCCCAAAGGAAACUUCUCAAUGAAACUGAGGAAAGUCAGGACUGAAGACAAAGGAGACUUCAGGUGUGAAAUCCACUCAGAUACUGAUUCUGCCAGUACAACAGCCAGGAUAGCAGCACUGGGUUAUUCAUCCCUGCAUUGGCUGAUUCUGGGGCUGUGCAUCGCUGUCACACCUGUAGUCCUACUUACUGGUGCUUUAUCUGUCAGGCAUUUAAGAAGGGAAGAUAAAAGCAAACGGGCUCUGCUGAGUCACUGUUCACAUGUCACAGUCCCACAGAUCAUGGUUUCAGCAGCCUUCAUCCUGUGGGGUGUAACUGAAGGAUCCAGUGGAGAAGCUGCUACUUGUGCUGUCAUCAGUCUGCUGUAUAUCCUGGUGCUGUUUGUUAUGGCUCCAUAUCAGGAAAUAUUUACAGUUACAUGGCAGUUAAUUAUACGCACCAGUCUGAGCUCUGCAUUUCCCAUCAUUAUGUUGGCUGCACUAACAGGUUCAUUCAUUAGGUUUGCAUCAAAAUAUUCCACAACUACAUCUGAGAAAGUAAUAUAUGGAUGCUUUUAUUGUGAAAUCCUAUGCAUGGUCAUCUUUUUUCUUAUAUUCCAAAUUGUCAACAUUGUGUUUUGCAUGAAAAAUUUCAAGGACAAAGAAAAAAUAUAUAUAAUACUUGACUAUGUAGUUGGAAUAACUGGAAUCAUAUAUCUGGUCGUCAUGGUUUCACCUAUAAUUGCUGUCAGUGUUUUUCUGGCAAAAUAUUCUGAUGCAGUUUGGAAGGAACAACUUGGAACAUUAUUCACUAUAUUUAUGUUUCCAAUACUCAUGGUUCUAUUCCCAACUUGUCUCUCUGUGUUUCGGAUGAUACGCUCCCGAACGAAGGGAAGAAGAGUACGGCCUAGAGACAUUCUUGUAGUCAUGGCUUAUUUCCUGUAUGAUCCAACAAUGUUUAACAUGCUGUUCCUUGCUAUUUAUUCCCAACUCAUUUCCUGGAGUAAAAAAAUUUUUAAAUUAGAAUAUUCAGUUCCGACUGCAGUAGCUGCUUUGGGAAUGUGUGCCUGCAUGAUUAUCAAGGAUUAUUUAUUGUAUCAUGAAAAAAGGCGCUUGGAGGGAUUUUACUAUUUUGCCCAGAAAAUCCUUCUGGGGAUUUUCUUCCUGCUUCACCUGAUAUUAAGUUUCCUGUAUGUAAGUCUGAUUUUUGAACAUGACAAAGGACGACCUGUAAAGAUCUGCGAGUUUGUGUUUGUCUACAUUCUGACUGUAACAUUGCUCUUUCGAUUCUGGAAGCGGGAACAUUUACUUGCCCAACCCUGUAAAUAUGUAUAUUUCUCAGGGGCUUUUACUCUCCCUCUCCUGAAUUCUGUUCCUCUGGCUGUAGCAUUAAAACUCAAAGCAGACACAGGAAAACAAUCAUUGGAUCUACAGCAGAUUUUCGUGGUUUCUGGGUCUGUCUUCCUCUUUGGCUGGUUUGUUAUACAGAUGUUUGCAUACUGGUUGGCCAAAAAAGAAAAAAUAAGAAAAGAAUUGGGCUUGGUUGAGAGAAAGCAAGAUCCUGAGCUGGAGCAGGAGCGGUAUCGGGCCCUGUAUGACAACACUGCAGCAGAAGAGGAUGAAGUGUCCUUUCAGCACGGCGACAUGAUCCUGGAUGUGCAGCAGAUUGACGAGGGCUGGACAUAUGGGCAUGUGGAGCGCACAGGCCAGCAGGGCAUGGUGCCUGGCCAGUAAAAUAACAGUAUGAGUAGAUGCAGAUGCAAGGUAUCAGCAGAGCAUGUAGUCACAGGAACUCAACUGGAAUUCAACUGGAAUUCAACUGGCCCGAUUAAAGUUCUGAUCUGACCUGCAAGAAAUUUUGCAUAUCGAAUGAACUCGAAUCCCUCCAAAAAACUGUUUCCGUAGGGGGUGUACAGUAUCAUGCGAAAUCUCUUCUGCUGUCUGAAUUCCCUCUGCCUGUGUUGUUAGGCUGAUGAAGCAAUCGCACUGAUGCAGUUUGAGGGCACCCUGUACAUUUCAGGAUACCCCAUACUUUCAAGUUCACCCUUUCCAUUGCAGCAAGAGUUCACAUAUCAGUAAAAUAUGAUUAGAAAUGUUUUGCAAAAAGUGUGGUUUUAUUAUUACUAAGAAAUUGUUUACAUUUAGAUUGCUGCUACAACUAACGUUUUAUUAGAUUAUUAAUAUUUAUAUCACUCCAUAGCUAUAUGUUUUAUUUGUCCUACUUAUAUAAAAUAUGUUCAUAAAUGUUUUUUAAAGGUGUGUUUUUAUUAAUACAAUAUCGUUUACCUUUAAUUUCAUAGUAUAACCAACAUGUCAUGUUAGAUUAUCAUUGUAUAUACAGAUAAUAUAUUC